AUGCUCAUCACCAACAUCCUCACCGCCGCCACUACGGCCUGCGCCAUCUUCGCCCCCGCCGCCGCGGCCUACGACAUGAGAGUCAAGAAGUACGGCAAGACGGACUGCUCCUCGUCCGGCGGCGGCAACCUGGACUGGAACGCCAACGAGUGCCACGCCCUCUACAGCACCGAUUGGGGCAUGAAGGUCAUUGACUACGACACCAAGUGCAAGAUGAGAGGAUACAACAACGGAAACUGCAGAGGCAGUGCGGUUACUGCUUUCAGCACCAGGCAGUGCCACUCUUUGAAGGGAGUCUGGUCCGUUCGUGUUGAGUGCGAGUGA
Messenger RNA from Colletotrichum abscissum, 324 nucleotides. RefSeq lists its product as uncharacterized. NCBI's taxonomy places the organism in Eukaryota, Fungi, Ascomycota, Sordariomycetes, Glomerellales, Glomerellaceae. The transcript has 2 exons. Bases 1 to 324 code for a protein of 107 amino acids. The record is from RefSeq and is a predicted model, not a curated record.